AUGUCCGACUUUGAAGAAUUCAAAACCCUUGAGGAAACGCUCCCAGAAAGCUUGAAACGCUCGACGUCAUCCUUAUUCGAAACCUUAGUGACUCCUGAGCCCCAGGAGCGCCCUAGAGCCCCGAGGUCCCUUUCCUCGCACUUGCGCUCGCGCUUGGACCUUGAUGAAAAAGGAAAGCGUUCCGGCUCGCCUGUGCCGUUGCCACAACCAAAAUUCAAGGUCGACCUUAACCUCCCAGCGUUAAACACUAAGCAAUCGUCGACCGGUGUGUUGUGGGCCACGGAGCGUGCGAACGAGUACGGGUUCGGAAAAGAGCCGGAGAAGUGGGCGAAUUUGGGCCAGGGCUCGCCAGAGCACGGUGACACCAUUCCGGGAUCGUUCCCUCGCCCAAAGACGAUCCCGAUCCCGGACAUUUCCAAGGGUUACGGACCAACCGCGGGUGUCCACGAAUUGCGUGAAGCCGUCGCGAAUUUGUACAACCACGAAUACAGGCAGCAUUUACCCUCCAAGUACACGUGGAAGAAUGUGUGUGUCGUUCCUGGUGGCCGUGCUGGUUUGAGCAGAAUCGCGGCGAUUUUGACCGACUGUUACCUCUCGUUCUUCCUCCCGGACUACACAGCGUAUGCCGAAAUGCUCUCGUUGUUCAAGAACUUUGCGCCGCUUCCGGUGCCCCUUAAGGAAAUUGACAACUAUGAGGUGCACUUUGACAUCAUCCAGGGUGAAUUGGAGCGCGGGGUGUCUGCGAUCUUGACCUCGAACCCGAGAAACCCAACGGGUCAGGCGAUGACCCUGGAGCAGCUCCAAGGCCUUCACGACUUGUGUCGCUCAAAGUGUUUGCUCAUCAUGGACGAGUUCUAUUCGCACUACUACUACGAAAAGUGCGAUGGGUCGUCCCUUUCGUCCGCCAGCUACAUCCAAGAUGUCAACAAGGACCCUGUCUUGAUUCUCAACGGGUUGACAAAGCUGUUCCGUCUUCCUGGCUGGAGAACGUGUUGGAUCUUGGGCCCAGAGGAGUACAUCAACGCUUUGUCCUCCGCCGGCUCGUAUCUUGACGGUGGCUCCACCGCGCCGUUCCAGUAUGUGGCGGUUGACUUCCUCAAGCCAGAUUUGGUGAAACAGGAGAUGAUGGCGUUGCAGCUCCACUUUAAGAUGAAGAGGGACUACUGUUUGGACAGACUCACCAAGAUGGGCUUCUCGUUCAAGGACAGGGUGCCGAACGCGACAUUCUACAUCUGGUUGGACCUCUCGCACUUACCAGGGAAGAUUGCCAACUGUUUGGGCUUCUUCCACGAGUGUUUGCAUGAACAGGUGAUCUGUGUUCCGGGCUUUUUCUUCUUGAUCAAUCCGCAGAACUUGAGUCGUUUAACGGAUGUUAUUAUGUACAGCUUUGUGCGUUUGAGUUACGGUCCGGAGUUUGAAGAGUUGGUCAAGGGUAUGGACGGGAUAGAGCGCAUCUUGCGCAGAUUUCAUGCCAUGCCAAAGCCGAUCGCCUUUGAGGUAUAG
Babjeviella inositovora NRRL Y-12698 is the source of this 1503-nucleotide messenger RNA. RefSeq lists its product as uncharacterized. Bases 1 to 1503 code for a protein of 500 amino acids. Lineage: Eukaryota; Fungi; Ascomycota; Pichiomycetes; Serinales. The transcript has a single exon. Gene Ontology annotation, biological process: biosynthetic process. Gene Ontology annotation, molecular function: pyridoxal phosphate binding. The record is from RefSeq and is a predicted model, not a curated record.